Eruca vesicaria subsp. sativa (arugula) is the source of this 758-nucleotide messenger RNA. NCBI's taxonomy places the organism in Eukaryota, Viridiplantae, Streptophyta, Magnoliopsida, Brassicales, Brassicaceae. The record is from the annotation of a GenBank genome assembly.
UUCAAACCUAAUCAAUAACAUAAACUCAAAAAAAACUUUUUCAAAAAAAACAAAAAAAAAACAAAAACUAAAAAAAAGGAUGAAUCCUAUGUUUUACUUCCUUCUUGCCUUAACAGCUAUUUUGGCCGUGACAGCAAGCCCCGGCGAACCAGUUCUCGACACUCAUGGUAAUAUCAUAUUUGGCGGCAGUUACUACGUUCUCCCCCGCAUCACCGGCGCUGCAGGUGGCGGCCUCACUCUCGCCUCCCGUGGUGAAAAUUGGUGUCCCCUCUAUAUCGGACAGGAAACUUCAGAGGUUAACAUGGGCAUUCCCGUGAUAUUAUCAGACUGGUUGUCUAGAGUUGCGUUUGUUCCCGAAUCAGCAAACCUCAACAUCAAGAUGGACGUAGGAGCCACGUUAUGUCCUCAGUCAACCUAUUGGCAUGUCCCUCCGGUCGCGCCAGGCACGGUCGUUGAGGCGUUGUUUAUAGUGGCUGGUUCUAAACCGUUGAAUGGUUUCUUCCAGAUCAAGAAAAUUGAAGAUGCUCUUGGCGGUUACACGAUUGUGUUUUGUGUUAAAAAUAACGAGUGCAGGGAUAUUGGGAUAUUUGUGGACCGAUAUGGAGUUAGGCGUUUGGCUUUAAGCUCUACCCCGUUCCAGGUUAGGUUCAUGAAAGUUCCUGAGACUGAGACUUCGUCUAAGCCUAUUAUGUCUAUCAUCUAAGAGAAACUGAAGACUACAAAGCUAAAAGGAUAAGAGUUGUUAUAACGUACUACUA